Molecule: messenger RNA, 1107 nt
Organism: Hyaloperonospora brassicae
Lineage: Eukaryota; Oomycota; Peronosporomycetes; Peronosporales; Peronosporaceae
Source: the annotation of a GenBank genome assembly
AUGAGAGGACUGUGUUUGCAAGAGAGUGGGGUGGCCCCGAAAUUACGCACGGACCUCGAUGUUCCGACACCUGCACCUCGUGAGGCACUGAUUGAGGUGUUGCGAGCAGGUAUCUGCGGCACGGACUUGCAAAUGAUCGACAACUACAAGCCAGGCUUCAAGGGUGUUCUAGGACACGAAUUCGUCGGCAUUGUGCGGAAGCUUGGAGCGCACUACACGAACGACGAGCUGGCACAGCAGACGUGGAUUGGCAAGCGCGUUGUUGGUGAAAUCAACGUUCCGUGCAACGCGUCAGAGUGUGCGACUUGUGCUCGGUGCAGUCAUGAGCCUACUCAAGGCUGUCCUCCGUUGACCCGAGCAGAAGUCAUGCGUCGCAAUCACUGCCCCAACCGAUCGUGCCUCGGUAUUGUCCAGAAGGAUGGCGCAUUCGCCGAGUUCAUUACGCUCCCGCUUGCGAAUCUCUACGAGGUGCCUGACAGCGUCGUGGACUCCCAUGCCGUCUUUGCUGAGCCACUAGCGGCUGCGUGCCGCAUUCUGGAGCAGCAUCUCAUCCAGCCGUCCGAUCACGUGGUGGUGCUCGGCGACGGCAAGCUUGGUCUCAUGGUAGUAGAGAUCCUGCAUGCGACCAAGGCCGCCAAGUCGGUGACUCUUGUCGGUAAGCACCGCGAGAAGCUGGCGUUAGCGACGCAAUUUGUGCAGAACGUCCACACGCUGGAAGAAGAGAGUGCGGGUGACCCCGAGAUGACGGCGUUUGCUGCUCGGAUCGUGAAAGACAGGGACCCAUUUGACGUGUGCAUUGAGAGCUCGGGAAGUCCCACUGGUAUGUCGCUGGCCCUGAAAUUGGUCCGUGAACGGGGUACGGUGGUGGUCAAGACGACGUGCUCGGCAAAGGAGACUGUGGUGGACACUCGGGCCGUGCAGAGCAAGGGAUUGCGGUUCGUGGGCUCGAGGUGUGGACCAAUGCUGUGGGCCAUACGAUUGCUACGGGACCGCAAAGUCGACGUACAAAAGUACAUUCACGGCGUUUACCCGCUGGAACAAGCAGAGGCAGCAUUGGCCCACGCGGCUCGACGCGGAGCACUUAAGAUUCAGUUUAUUCUCCAUUGA